Messenger RNA from Spirometra erinaceieuropaei, 351 nucleotides. The record is from the annotation of a GenBank genome assembly. Lineage: Eukaryota; Metazoa; Platyhelminthes; Cestoda; Diphyllobothriidea; Diphyllobothriidae.
AUGGAUUCGCCCUCUCUUCUUCUUCGUCUUCUUCGGGAGAUGAUGAACGCGAUAUAUAUAUACCAAGCCCUCCGGACGCAGCUCAACGAACUAAAGAGCAAGCGCGAAGUCAGGCCGGACGUGAAUCCAAACACGGGAGAGCCUACGACGGACCUAAACGUAGCCACACCGCAAAUCGGACCCGACGAAGGCGCAGUCAUCAAUGCUGUUGCCUCAACUACUACUCCGGCAGACGGGGAGAAACGCGGUCAGAGGGAUGCAAUUAAGACUAGCAACCCAGCACGACAAUUAAGGUCAACGCGAAUGCGGGCGAUGGCCACCAACGUUCAAAUGCCGCCCUCCGACGAGUGA